GCAAGGUGAUUGAUAUCAGACUGGGACGAAGAGAAAUACACACGAUAAAAAGUUUGAUGAAGCAAAGUCUAAAACUAGAAUAGAAUCAUGUUUUCAUUCAACAUGUCCCUGCUGGUGUUUGUAGUUCUUCUGGGGACAGUAGUGACGGUAAACAUCGAUCAACCUGAGGUGGAGCUGCAUUCAGAGAUCGUUCAUGUUGAUGCAGACAGUGGCAUGGGCAUGAUGCUGGUGUGUAGAGCGAGAGGCUUCGUCACAUCAGACGUCAUCCUGAACAUGAAGAAGAAUGGCUUCAUUCUGACGAAAGGGGGCGGAGUGGAGACUUCAGGAGUUAAACCAGACAAAGACAAAACCUUCUGGAGAAGAGACCAUGUGAUCGUUCCUCAUUUUGAGGCGUCUCAUUACAGCUGUGAAGUUGUUCAUGCUUCAUCCGGUUUCCGUGUUGAGAAGGUUUGGGAUCCUGACUCUGAUGGAAGAGGACGGAUCAUUUCAUCUGUGUUUAUAGACACAACUAAACCUGAUGUCCAGAUGUUUACCGAGUACUGCAGUGUUGAGAAGAACGUCUUUUUGUUGUGUGAGGCCUCAGGCUUCUACCCACACAACAUCACUGUGAACAUCAAGAGGAGCAACCAGAUUAUAACCAGAGAGGACGGAGUGGACACUUCAGACCUUCGUCCAAAUGAAGACGGCACCUUCCAGAUAAGAUACCGUGUGGAGAUCGGAAAGUCAGACCCGUCUGUGUUCAGCUGUGAAUUCAUUCAUGCUGCAUCUGGUUCACGUGUUGAGAAGUUUUGGGCUCACCCUGAGGUGAAGAUGUUUACAGAGAUCGUUCAUGCUGAUGCAAACAGUGGCAUGGCCAUGAUGCUGGUGUGUAGAGCCAAAGGCUUCAUCACAUCAGACAUCAUCCUGAACAUGAAGAAGAAAGGCUUCGUUCUGAGUAAUGGGGAAGGAGUGGAGACUUCAGGAGUUAAAACACACGGAGACAUCUACUGGAGAGAAGACCAUGUGAUCAUUCCUCAUUCUGAGGUGUCUGAUUACAGCUGUGAAGUUGUUCAUGCUUCAUCCCGUUUCCGUGUUGAGAAGGUUUGGGAUCCUGACUCUCUUGGACAAGGACGGAUCAUUUCAUCUAAGUUCAUAGACACAACUCCUCCUGAUGUGAAGAUGUUUCCAGAGAACUCUGAAGAUCAGACCAACAUCAUUUUGACGUGUCUGGUCUCAGGCUUCUACCCAAACAACAUCACUCUGAAUAUGAAGAGGAACGGCCGUAUUCUAACCAGAGAGGACGGAGUGAAGAGUUCAGGAGUUUGUUCAUAUUGAGGCGACGUCUUCCAGAGAAGAGACUCAGUGGAGAUUAAAAAGUUGGACCCGUCUAAUUUCAGCUGUGAAGUCUUUCACGCUGCAUCUGGUUCACGUUUUGAGAAGUUUUGGGAUCAUAAUCUUCUUCCUCCUCCUCCUCACUCUGAUGGAGCUGGAGACGACCGAGACAAGAGAGAUGCCACCAACGCUGGACUGGUGGGAGUCCUGGCUCCAGUUCUGGUCUUCUUUCUGCUCCUGCUUCUCGCCUUUUUUCUCAGACGGCGGUUUGUAGCUGCCAACAGACGCAGAGUAUUCUUCACCCCAGGGAUGCAACUGCGGGCUAUGGCUUCUAGACCAGGAACAAAGUUGAGCGUUUACUCCGAAAAUACCUCUGAUGUUGAUUCCUGCAGACAAGGACGAUGAGGAUGAGGAUGAGACUCUCCAGGAGGAAAAUGUCUGAAGUCUCCAGAAAUCCUUCACCAGAGACACCAGAUCCAUCAGAAGCAGCAGACUGAGACUAAGAAGAGUUUAAAUGAGACUAAAACAGUUUGUAGCUUAGGAAACUGGGAUAAAAAGUAUUUUCCAUUACGAUGAGUUGGUCUGAAUCAGGAGUUUCCUCUCGUCUGGUUCGUGUUACAGUGACUGAAGCUGUUACUGAACAUGGAGCUAGAAACUCACCAUGUUCUUCAGUGACCACAUUUAUGCCUUAAUGUGAAUUAUUCUUGGUUUGGUUUGAAACUGUUUAAACUCCAGUAGCUCGUGUGUUUCAAAAAGAUUUUUGUUAUUUAAAAGAUGUAAAAUUAUUCCAAGUUAGAACCAUGAGUCCAGCUACAACCAACUCUCAGCUCUGCCAAACUUCAUGUCUUAUUUCCAUGUGUGUUUUGUUUGACUUUAACGUCAUUAGUGUUUUCAUGCAUUAGAACCUGUUGGUUCUUCUUGCUGCAGCGUCUCGUCCUCUCAGAUCCACCAGGCUUUUACAGAGUGUUUCCAGUGAGUCUGAGAGACGAGCAACAAACAAAACCAUCUCAAAGUUAAUUCAUCUUGUGUUUAAAGCCUCGUUUUCAGUGGUUCCCGGUCAGUAUUAAUGUAGUGGUUCAACAAUCACACACUGAGCUUUAUAACAAGUUUUUAUUGUAUUUUUAUUCUAUUUUCCAUUUUUCUAUUGACAUGUCACAUUUUAAGAGAAAAGAAACUAAACACUAAUGUUCCAUUUGAACAGAUCCUGCUCCACAUGUAUGAAAACGCACUAAAAGUUGUUAAUAUUUGUCACCUCAUAUGUCCAGAAAACUCUAUUUUCCUACUGUCUCUGUUUUUAUUUCUUUCAGGGGCCAUGUAGAAAAAACACAUUAAUGACAUAAUGCAAAGAGAUGUCACCUAAAGCUGAGAUUCCCCAGUGGUACUUAUAGGCACCAUAAUCGUGAAUUUGCAAUAAAAUCAUAAUUUGUGACGCAA
This is a messenger RNA of Mugil cephalus (flathead mullet), 2745 nucleotides long. RefSeq lists its product as uncharacterized. The coding region runs from base 88 to 1314 and encodes 408 amino acids. Gene Ontology annotation, biological process: peptide antigen assembly with MHC class II protein complex; positive regulation of T cell activation; immunoglobulin production involved in immunoglobulin-mediated immune response. NCBI's taxonomy places the organism in Eukaryota, Metazoa, Chordata, Actinopteri, Mugiliformes, Mugilidae. The record is from RefSeq and is a predicted model, not a curated record. The transcript has 12 exons. Gene Ontology annotation, cellular component: MHC class II protein complex; external side of plasma membrane. Gene Ontology annotation, molecular function: MHC class II protein complex binding.